Zootermopsis nevadensis is the source of this 2816-nucleotide messenger RNA. It is a transcript of the gene lok, whose product is annotated as ovarian-specific serine/threonine-protein kinase loki. Gene Ontology annotation, molecular function: ATP binding; protein kinase activity; protein binding. Gene Ontology annotation, biological process: protein phosphorylation. The record is from RefSeq and is a predicted model, not a curated record. Lineage: Eukaryota; Metazoa; Arthropoda; Insecta; Blattodea; Termopsidae.
GGCUAAUAGCUGAAGAGCGAUAAGCGUGUUGAGAGGGAAGAUAACGAUGGUAGUAUAUACUCGAGCGUUACGUUCUGGUUCUUAGUAAACAAUCAUUUAAAUUCAAUCUUCUAGCAAAUAAGUGUGUGCAAAUAAACAGUUAUCAUGUGGAGUCAAAAUCUGCCUGAUACUCAGAACGCGAGAGAUGAUAUAUAUAGCCAAGAAAACGAGAAUCCAAAUGUGUGGGGAAGACUGUAUGCAACUAAAGAAAAGUUCAUAUCGUUAGAUCUGUCAGAUAAUGAAUACACUAUCGGGCGUGCUCAGGACUGCAGUAUUACGAUCUCAUAUUUAGAAGUCAGAGAGGAUGUCUUGCAGACCAUUAGCAAGCAGCACUGCAGAAUUGUAAGAACAGAAGUUUCAUCAGGUACACCGGAAGUUUACCUGGAAGAUUACAGUUCCAAUGGGACAUACGUGAACAGUGAAAAAAUUGGGAAAGGGAACAAGCGAAUACUUAAAAACAACGAUCAUAUUUCACUGGCUUCACCUCAGUUUAAAGUGUAUGUAUAUGUGGAUGCCUCGGAUGAUGGCAGGAAUUUUCCUGAAGAGAUACGGUCGGAGUAUAUCGUUACUAAAGAACUAGGUGCCGGAGCUUGUGGAAAAGUGUAUCUUGUAUUUGAGAAGAAAACGUGCAAUCGAUAUGCCAUGAAAGUUGUGCAGAAGAAACGCUUUAACAGCAUUAAGGGACAGAACAGAAAUAACCCAGACAAGACUCUAAAUGAAGUGAACAUUCUUAGAGCCCUCAAACAUCCGUGCAUCAUUCGAGUGGAACAUAUCGUGGACGCGCCGGACGCAGUCUACAUAAUUCUAGAGCUCAUGGAGGGUGGUGAGCUAUUUGAUCGCAUUCAGUGCUCAAAGCAGCUGAACGAAUCCGAGACAAAGCUAAUUUUCUACCAGAUUGUUCAAGCAAUCAAAUACUUGCAUGAUAACAAAAUUACUCACAGGGACCUGAAGCCUGAAAAUAUUUUGCUAGCAAGCGAAAAGCGGGAAACACUCGUAAAAGUAUCCGACUUUGGCCUUUCCAAGUUUGUAAACUCGCAGAGCAUUAUGAAGACCUUCUGUGGUACCCCACUGUAUGUUGCCCCAGAGGUUCUUGUAACCAAAGGAAUGGGCUCCUAUACCACACAAGUUGAUAUUUGGAGUUUGGGCGUCAUUUUAUUUACAUGUUUGAGUGGCUACCCACCAUUUUCGGCCGAAUACCGGCCACUGUCACUAGUUGAACAAAUCAUGAAUGGAGCGUACUCAUUUCCUGCUAGGUACUGGCAAGGAGUUUCUAAUAAUGCCAUUGACCUGAUUAGGAAGAUGUUAACAGUUGAUCCAAGCAGCAGAAUUACAAUUGACGAAAUUCUGUGUCACAGGUGGCUACAGGACAAGAAGCUGGAGAAGACAUUUAAAGAGCUGACAAAGCACGCGCAUCAGGAUGACGAGCGUUCUCCGCCGCAGAGACGUCGGAGGCUCGACGGAGAAGACACGCAUUAAGUCUGAUCUGUGGAACCAAAGAUACUGGUGCUAAAGAGAUCUGAGAAGUUGCAAUUUCAUACCUCAUUUGUUAAGUACAAGUCAGGUGAAAAUGUUACCACAUACUAGAACCUAAUGUACUUACUUAGGACAUUCGCUGCCAUCAAGCUUGCUUCUGCCAGUUGUGAUUGGUUUGGAGUGUCCAAUUGUGAUAGCUUUUCAGGCCACAUACAAAUAUGUUCCUUAUGACUGAUGAUGCCUUUUGCUGUUUCACUGCUUCAUGUUUGAAGUGAAGUCGUCUCUUAUAAAAUUACGCCACAGAACGCAACAAUUCAUUGAACUCCGAUUCCUUGUUCAGUUACAAUCUUGGUUUGAGAGUUUUAUAACAUUUUCCAUUCUGAAAUUUUAUAGUUCGGCUUUGAAUUGCCUGAACGAGUAAAUGUUUCACAGACUAAAUGAUUGGCCUUUUAUAUUUUUGAAGGAUGUACCUGCAUCAUUGGGCUACGUGAUAUGCAAAUUGUUAAUGUGCUAGUUUUGAUAAUCACCGUUGGAAGUGCACGGCUGUCCUCUUAUGAACGGGCAUGUUGGUACAAGUGUGAAAAAUUGAAUAAGCACAAACUUAGGCGAUUAGUUUUAAGUUAUGUUCCCGUAGGUCAGGACGGCUAGAGACAUAAUUAUGUCAUUUCCCCACAUAUUUAUUCUAUACAGUUAUGAUUAUUCAGUUAAUAGAAAUUUAUAUUUGCUAAGGUGACACAAGAAUUAAAACUUCUUGUCUUGUUUGCUGCUGUGCCCCAAUUUCUUGGUCACAGGGCACCGUUUGUUGUUAUCACUGUUCUUGUUAACAGUGUGUUUCAGUUCCUUAUAGAACAGAAUCAUAUACGUUAUUAUACAUUUAGUCAAAUUUCACUAUAUCAGAUCAUGCAUGUACAUUUUUUUGUAUGAACCUUUAUAGAAAAUACAAGUUUUCACUGUGUAAUCAUCAUGUAAAUCAGUGAUUUGUUGUUCAACAGAAGAAUCUGACAAGAGUAUAUAUAUACUUUUGAAAUUGAAAAGUCUUAAUUGUAGUUCUGCAGCCAUGUCAUAUCAGCUGCAUAGGCUAUAUAUAGUUGUAUUAUUUUUGUAAAUGAUUAUAGUCAUCAUUACUGCAUUUAGAAACGUAAAAGGAUUAUAUUAUUUUUUGUUGUUUUUUGAUUGAACUAUUCUGCAGAAAGUUUUGUAUGGCAAUGCCAAUUUCUUAAUUGAUUUUUGAAAGUAAUAAUUUCAGUAAUGAAAAAAUAUAACAUUUUGUUGCACUAAAGUACAAAUGAUUCCUCACAUGACAA